Paramecium pentaurelia is the source of this 920-nucleotide messenger RNA. The record is from the annotation of a GenBank genome assembly. NCBI's taxonomy places the organism in Eukaryota, Ciliophora, Oligohymenophorea, Peniculida, Parameciidae.
AAUGAAAGCAUUCGUCAUAUCUAAAUAUGGUACUAAACCACUUUGGUAAUAAGUUCUUAAACCCUCACUAUUAUCACAUUAAGUUCUGAUUAAAGUGAGAUAUGCCCCUGUAAAUCCAGCAGAUAUGUAUUAUUCUUUAGGCAUCUACGGAAUUAAGAAGGCUCUUCCAACUCAAUUAGGAAUGGAAGGAGUAGGUGAAGUUGUUGAAGGAAAGCACAAAGGCAAAUUAGUAGCAUUUCUACCUGCAAGAUCAGUUGGAAGUUGGGCAGAAUAUGUUGCUGCAAAUGAAUCAGAUAUUUAUGAAGUGGGAAAUGAAAUAUAAGGUAGUAUGGCCAUAAUUAAUCCAUUCACUGUUCUUGGAUUUUAAGAGAGAGCUAAAUAAUUUAAAAGUAUCUUAUUUUCAUCUGCUCGAUCAUCCACUGCAAUCCAAGGAAUUAAACUAUUUAAAGAAUUAGGAAAAGAUGUUUGGGCAAUUGCAAAAGAGAAUAAGGAUUAUGUUAAUACAAUAGUGGAUGAUGAGAAUCUACUAUAAAAUAUUCAAAAGAACAUUAAAGAUAAGACAGUAUUUUUUGAUUCAACAUCUGGAGAUAAGGCUGGAACUAUCUUAACAUCAUUGCCAGCAAAUAGUGUUUUAGUGAAUUAUGGAUCAUCAACAGCUACAUUUAUAGGAAAAGUAAAUCCUAAUUAGUUGAUCUUUUAAGGUAAAUCUAUUGAAGGAUUUUGGAUGCACAAUUAUUAUACUUCAUUAACAAGAUAAUAAAAGGAGGUUGCCUUUAAUUAUAUUAAUUCUAAAUUAGACACAAUAUUUAAAUCAGAUGUAUAUCAGAUUGUUAAACCAUAAGAUAUUUCAGGUGAAGAAUUGUAUAAACUCUAAUCAUAGACUCGUGGAUAAGGAAAGAUUAUUUUGGAGUUUAAAUGAU